AUGGCCACAAAGAGUCCAGGUUACAAUAACCUAUCGUGUACACGACGGCCACAAAGAGUCCAGGAUUCCCAUUUCCUUUUCUUGCCAACAGGUUCUCCAAUAUCAGGAUCAGGUAUUGUAUACAACAUAGAGGAGAUUGUAGGUGGUGUGAUGGGAAGUGUAGGUGGUGUGAUGGGAAGUGUAGGUGGUGUGAUGGGAAGUGUAGGUGGUGUGAUGGGAAGUGUAGGUGGUGUGAUGGGAAGUGUAGGUGGUGUGAUGGGAAGUGUAGGUGGUGUGAUGGAAGUGUGGGUGUAUGGGUUGUUGGUGUACUGGGUGUAUGGGGAGGUGUGUGGGUGGUGUUGUGGGAAGGGAAGUGUAGGUGGUGUGAUGGGAAGUGUAGGUGGUGUGUGUGAUGGAGUGUUAAGGGUGGGUGGAUGUGGUGUGAUGGGAAGUGUAGGUGGUGUGAUGGGAAGUGUAGGUGGUGUGAUGGGAAGUGUAGGUGGUGUGAUGGGAAGUGUAGGUGGUGUGAUGGGAAGUGUAGGUGGUGUGAUGGGAAGUGUAAGGUGUGUGAUGGGAAGUGUAGGUAGUGUGAUGGGAAGUGUAGGUGGUGUGAUGGAAGUGUAG
Pecten maximus is the source of this 603-nucleotide messenger RNA. RefSeq lists its product as uncharacterized. The coding region runs from base 1 to 603 and encodes 200 amino acids. The transcript has 4 exons. Lineage: Eukaryota; Metazoa; Mollusca; Bivalvia; Pectinida; Pectinidae. The record is from RefSeq and is a predicted model, not a curated record.